This is a messenger RNA of Colletotrichum graminicola M1.001, 1863 nucleotides long. Its product is annotated as serine carboxypeptidase. The transcript has 3 exons. Gene Ontology annotation, biological process: proteolysis. Gene Ontology annotation, cellular component: fungal-type vacuole. Bases 1 to 1863 code for a protein of 620 amino acids. NCBI's taxonomy places the organism in Eukaryota, Fungi, Ascomycota, Sordariomycetes, Glomerellales, Glomerellaceae. Gene Ontology annotation, molecular function: serine-type carboxypeptidase activity. The record is from RefSeq and is a predicted model, not a curated record.
AUGAAGUCUCGGCUGUCCAUCCUCGCCCUCGCCGGCACGCUCCUCCGCUCCUCGGUGGCCCAGUUCCCCCCGCGGCCCGAAGGAGUCACGGUGCUGCAAUCCAAGUUCGGUCAAGGCAUCGAGAUCAGCUACAAAGAGCCCGGUCUCUGUGAGGAGACCAAGGGCGUCAAGUCCUACGCCGGGUACAUCAAGCUCCCGCCCGGAACCCUCGAAGGCGUCGGCCAGGAGCAGGACUAUGAGAUCAACACCUUCUUCUGGUUCUUCGAGGCCAAAGAAGAUGCCCAGAACGCUCCCCUGUCCAUCUGGAUGAACGGCGGGCCGGGUAGUUCGUCGAUGCCCGGCAUCUUCAACGAGAACGGCCCGUGCUACAUCAACAAAGACUCCAACUCGACCCGGCCGAGCGAGUGGUCUUGGAACAACAAAGUCAACAUGCUGUACAUCGACCAGCCGGUCCAAGUUGGUUUCUCGUACGACUCGCUGCGCAACGUCACCGUCGACCUCUUCAGCGGCACCCAGACGCUCAACGCGUCCAGCCCCGUCCCGCCGCAGAACGUGACCUUCAGGACGGGGACCCUGCCCAGCGGGAACAGAAACACCACGAGCUGGGGGAGCCGCAACGCCGCCAUCGCGCUGUGGCACUUCUCCCAGGUCUGGUUCCAGGAGUUCCCCGGCUACCACCCCAACGACAGCCGCAUCAGCAUCGCGACGCAGUCGUACGGCGGCCGGUACGGCCCCGCGUUCGCCGCCUACUUCCAGGAGCAGAACGAGAAGAUCAGGAACGGCACCUGGAACGGCACCGCGGGCGAGAAGUACGUCCUGAAGCUCGACACCCUCCUCAUCGUCAACGGGUGCGUCGACCGCCAGGUCCAGUGGCCGUCGUACCCGCGCAUGGCCUUCAACAACACGUACGGCAUCUCGACGGUCAACGAGACGGUGUACCGGGGCAUGGUCGACGCGUACGGCAGGGAGGGCGGGUGCCGCGACCAGAUCGACGACUGCCGCAAGGUCUCGGCGGCCUACGACCGGGACAACACGGGCGUCAACGCCACGGUGAACGGCAUCUGCCAGGCGGCCGAGUCGUACUGCACGCGGUACGUCCGCGACCCGUACCUCGAAUUCUCCGGCCGCGACUACUACGACGUCACCCAGGUCGACCCGACGCCGUUCCCGCCCCCGUUCACGUCGGGCUACCUCAACCGGCCGCACGUGCAGUCCGCGCUCGGCGUGCCGCUGAACUGGACGGGCAGCUCGGGCGCGUCGGCGGCCGCCUUCCGCGGCAUCGGGGACUACCCGCGCCCCGGCUGGCUCGAGGACCUGGCCCACCUGCUGCACAGCGGCGUCAAGGUCACCCUCAUGUACGGCGACCGCGACUUCGCGUGCAACUGGAUGGGCGGCGAGGACGUCGCGCUCGCGAUCCCCUGGGCCGACCAGAAGAGCUUCGCCGCCGCGGGCUACGCGGCCCUCCAGACGAACUGCACCUACGAGGGCGGCCGGGUCCGGCAGUACGGGAACCUGUCCUACGUCCGCGUGUACCAGGCCGGGCACGCCGUGCCGGCCUACCAGCCCGAGUCGGCGUACCGCAUCUUCAACCGCGCCCUGUCCAACAGGGACAUCGCCACCGGCAGCGUCGACACGGCGCAGAACCAGACGUACGCCACGCAGGGGCCCGCCGACACGUCCGCCAUCAAGAGCGAGGUGCCGCCGCAGUACGACGACUUUUGCUACGUGCUCGACACGAGCACCUGCAGCCCGGAGCAGGUCGCGGCGCUCCGCGCGGGGACCGCCGUCAUCGAGAACUACAUCAUGAUCGAGCCCGCGAGCGAGCGGGGCGCUGCCCCGGGAAUCAAGGCGAGGGACAUGUAA